Molecule: messenger RNA, 2790 nt
Organism: Triplophysa rosa
Lineage: Eukaryota; Metazoa; Chordata; Actinopteri; Cypriniformes; Nemacheilidae
Gene: rab5c
Product: RAB5C, member RAS oncogene family
Exons: 6
Coding region: 314-979 (221 amino acids)
Molecular function (GO): GTPase activity; GTP binding
Source: RefSeq, a predicted model, not a curated record
UCCUCAAAGCGGAAGUGAAGGCCAAGGCCCGUCGACGGGAGACGUUUCAGGCUGAAGGAGGUGAAUUUUCUCUCAGACUGUCACCCAGGGAUUUCAAGGAGAGAGCAAGCAGCACUCCCAUCUCAAGGUUUAUUCAUCCACCGGGGGUCAUCUCUUUGUCGUUCUCUCCCUUUCUCAGCCUGAUUCUCUCUCGCUUUUAUCCCUCUUCAUCCUGUCAUCCUCUGAGCUCAGUUGAACCUGGUUCAGGACCUUCUACCUUCUCAGAUCCAGUCCCUCAUACAGCCCUCAUCUCUACUGUGUCCGGCCUGUCGGCAUGGCGGGGCGAGGUGGACCAGCGCGGACCAACGGUGCCGCCCCCGUCGGGAACAAAAUCUGCCAGUUUAAGCUGGUCUUGCUUGGAGAGUCUGCCGUGGGCAAGUCCAGUCUGGUGCUGCGCUUUGUCAAGGGCCAGUUUCACGAGUACCAGGAGAGCACCAUUGGAGCUGCUUUCCUCACACAGACAGUCUGCCUGGAUGAUACAACAGUAAAGUUUGAGAUUUGGGACACAGCCGGACAGGAGCGAUACCACAGCCUGGCCCCUAUGUACUACAGAGGUGCCCAAGCAGCCAUCGUCGUCUAUGACAUUACUAACACAGACACAUUCACUAGAGCAAAAAACUGGGUGAAGGAACUGCAGCGUCAGGCAAGCCCAAACAUUGUCAUUGCUUUGGCUGGUAACAAGGCAGAUCUGGCCAACAAGAGAGCUGUUGACUUUCAGGAGGCACAAUCAUACGCAGAUGACAACAGCCUACUGUUCAUGGAGACCUCAGCGAAGACCGCCAUGAACGUGAACGAGAUCUUCAUGGCUAUCGCCAAGAAGCUCCCGAAGAACGAACCACAGGGUGGAGCAGGGAGUGGCGGACGUGCUAGGGGAGGUGUUGACUUACAGGAGACAGCACCUCAGGGCAGAACUGGCCAGUGCUGUGGAGGCGGGAACUAAACAUUGGACCAAUUAGCUGGCAGAUGCACCCAAGGACUGAUACAGGCACACAAACACAGUAUGAACCCAUAGUGCGAAAUCCACUCACUUAUGACCAAGCUCUAAACUAUGGCCCGUUAGACUGCAACAGACAGGCCAGCAGUUUCUGCUUCGGAAAUGGAAAAGGGGCCAUUGAUACCCAUUGAUACUCUUAAUGUUUUGACAAGUUUUCCCUCUUAGCAGUUCAUACAGACACACAAACACAUGACAUGUUUCUGCCAUCUAUGAUUUUCAGAGCCAUUCGUUUUGUCUUGUAUAGAAUUUCGGACGAAAUAUGAAAAAAACAACUGAUCAGUUCCAACCGAUCGCACUUAAACAAAAGCUUUGGUAGUCUCUCUUCAUGAGAGAAGAUCCAAACUGCUGCUGGAGGGGAAACAAGUCUGCAAGUCCAAGCUCUUGAAUUCCCUAUCCUGAAAUUCGCUCAUGUUUGUAUGAAAAAUUUAGUGGUCAGUCCGCUAUUUAAACUUGCACUUCCGUUCGGUGGAUGCAUACUGCCAGUAUUGAGUUACACCUCAUCGUUCUCUGGCUUCUCUUGAUCACAUCCUUCCUUCCUAGUGUAACCAUGUCAGAUAAAGAAGGAAAGAUUGGAGAACGAGAGAAAAGGCUAUUAUUUUCCAUCUGUGUCCAGCUCUUCUAUAGAUUCUGUAUUAUUUUUAUUGUAUUAGUCUCUCAGACAUCCACUACUACAGCACAAAUGAAACAAGUGUAUGAUUUGAUAGGCUAGACUUCUUUUCUAAUCAGUUACAUAUAUCAACUUGUAUAUCUAUAGUGCAUUAACAGGUGGUAUAAUUCCAUUGUCUUGUUUGUUUUUUGUCCUUUGCAUUAAUGAAAACAUUCUUGAAUCAUUGCGAUAUGGAUUAAAUGCAUAUGAAUGACAUUAAGGCAAAAUUGGACGCCACCUACCAAAAUCAUGUUUAUUGACACAAUUAUUAAAGGGGGAAAAGGAUAAUGUUGCUGUAUUUGUAUGUUUUUUUUAUAAUUGUUUUCUGCAAAUAAGACCCCAAUCAUUAGCCAUUUCAAUUCAGCACCUUUGUAAGAAUUUGUUUUCUUGUACAUAUGUGACCCUGGACAACAAAACCAGUCUUAUGGGUCAAUUUUUCGAAAUUGAGAUUUUUACAUAAUCUGAAAGCUGAAUAAAUAAACUUUCUGUAGAUAUAUGAGUUGUUAGAAUAGGACAAUAUCUGGCUGAGAUACAACCGUUUAAAACUGAGGAAUCUGAGAGCGCAAAAAAAUCAAAAUAUUGAGAAAAUUGGCUUUUGAAGUUGUUAAUCAGGGGCACUGUGGCAGACCAUCCACUCACAAAAAUAAAGUUUUUAUAUAUUUAAGGUAGGAAAUUUACAAAAUAUCUUCAUGGAACAUGAUCUUUACUUAAUAUCCUAAUGAUUUUUGGCAUAAAAGAAAAAUUGAUAAUUUUGACCCACACAAUGUAUUUUUGUCUUUUACAAAAAAUGUUCCCGUGCUACUUAAGACUGGUUUUGUGAUCCAGGGUCACAUAUGGUCUGCUUGAGUGCACUGGGUCUUUGUCCUGUCAGUCAAUAUUUUUCUGUCCAUUCCUUCUUGUUUCAUGUUGAAGGACUCUCUUACAACAGGCAUUUUCAGCAUCACCUGUGACCUAGUACAACAAAUGUGAACAGUGAGACAGUUGUCCAAAGCGGGGUCUGAAGAAUGAGGGAGAAAAUGGACAAAUCAAUGAAAAAAUACACAAACCUAAUAGACCUUGUAAUUUUACCAAUAAAGGAGGGGAAGGUAUACAUCAUGUUUAUUGUGUUGUC